AUGAACUGUGAAAUAAAUAGUUACAUAGAUGAAUAUAAUACUAGUCAAUUUGAUAUAUUAUCAACUAUUAGAUUUGAUCCAAAUUUAUCAACAAUUCCUCCUUUCUUGAUUGAUGAUUUAACAAUUGAAAAUUUCUUUCUAUUGAAUGAACAUGUUGAAAGAUUAAGAUUUACAUUACAGUAUUUUACAAAGGAAAGAUUUGAAAUAACAACAGAGAUUGUAUUUAAACAAUUAGUUGAAGCUUUUAAAUCAUUAAAUAAAUUGGUAUUCGUUCCUUACAAAAUUAGAUGUUUGACGAAUUUGAAUGGUGAUUGUAAGUUUGAAUUUCACGAAAUAACAAAUAGAUUAAAUUUAUUAAAUGGUUUAUUUCCAAAUGUUUCGAAUGGUGAUUGUAAAUUUAAAUAUCAUGAAAUAACAGAUAGAUUAAACUUAUUAAAUAGUUUAUUUCCAAAUGUUGUAAAUGAAUUUGAUUUCUUAAAUGAAUUACAAUUGGAAAAUGAUCAAGAUGAAAUUUGGGAUAUUUAUAUAAAUAAUGAUUGUACCAUGAUUUCACCUUUUACUUCAUUUAAAACAACAAAUAGAGAUCAUUAUAAUACAGCAAGACAAUUGUUACCAAAUAAAAAACCAGGUAAAGAAGAAGUAUUAUUAUAUAAUCCUCAAUAUAAUUUGAUGGAAGGUUCAAUUACAAAUAUUGCUGUUAAAAGAUUUGAUAAUUGGAUAACUCCAAUGUUAAGUUCUGGUUGUUUAUGUGGUGUUAUGAGACAUUUCUUAUUGAGAAAGAAUUUUAUUCAAGAAGAUAUUAUUAAUAUAUGUUCACUUCAACCUGGUGAAGAAGUGUUAUUAUUUAAUGCUAUAAUUGGUGUAGUUAAGGGAAGAAUUGUGGAAAAUCAUAUGGCCGAGCCAUUAAAUUAUGAUCACUUGGGAACUUAA
This is a messenger RNA of Insectozyma verbasci, 930 nucleotides long. NCBI's taxonomy places the organism in Eukaryota, Fungi, Ascomycota, Pichiomycetes, Serinales, Debaryomycetaceae. The record is from the annotation of a GenBank genome assembly.